AUGAGCAGCUCGACAACGCCUGGGAACGCGGGUGUUCCGUCCAACGAGUCAUCUUCCACCUCCUCCCCCUACCCGGAUUACAUGAACACGACGUCGACGAGUCGCCCGACCAGUUCCUCCACCAACACCGCCUCUACCUCAACCACCGUGCCCAGGACGACCAGCUCCUCGGACUCCACACCCAAUCUGAGUCUGCUGGGAGUGACGGACCCCAACGAUCACCUACAACAACUCAAGCAGAUGACUCAAGGCGUGGGCUUGAUGAAAGUGGAAGCAGGCAAGUCUCGUGCAUAUUAAUGCCGUUCGUCUUCCGAGGCAGUUACAGCGCCUUUUAUGGACCUUAACUGUUCUACCAUGAUUUAUAUAUAUAUGAUUCCUCUGUCACCGCCCAUCCCAUGCCGAUUUACUGCCCCAUAAUCCAUUAGAAGUACCGCUGUUUCAAUUAAGUAUCUCUGAGGGUUUAUUGUACGAUUAAGUUGAUGGUAUUAGCUGGAUAGUACCCUUUAACUGUUAUUUGAAACAUUCAACGGCUGAUGGUGUAAUAACAAUUAGCUAUAUAUGGUGAUUAAAAUGUGAUUUAGAGUGUAAUAACCAUCUGUUUUAGAAAGGCCAUGUAAUAGCAAUUGAUGUUGUUAUAGUGAAUUAAUUUUAUUUUAUGUGAUACAUGUAGCUAUAGGAAUUAGGAAAAUGUUUAUUUUUGAAAACUGGGAUAUGUGAAUUUGAAAAAUUAGAUUUUAUGUUGUAAUAGCUAUGUACUUAAAGAAAAAUUACAAAAGUUAUAAAGCCCAUAUUAUAAAUUGUUUUAAAAGAUCAUAUCUAUAGCUGAGUAACCUCAAGGCAACUUAAUUUUACAAAUUUUUUGAAAAUUUUGCAUUCAGAGCCAUUUUUUAAAACUGACUACGAAUUCCAAUAAAAAUCCCAUAUUUUUUAAACUAGGUUAUUGUAGAAGCUACAAAAAAGCGAUCGGAAUUCAGAAGCCAGCGGACUAGGUUUCAGCGUUCUCUAGCGUCUCUGGGUUGAUAAGAACUGAUUUAUAGAUAAUGAGGCGGCGGCUUUUGUCUUUUAUCUCCGGUCUUCCAAUUUGAUUUCGGUGUGGUUGCAGAUGCCAAUGGCUCGACCACUAAUCCGAUGGUCGCCUCCAACUUCUCCCAGGACUUGUAUACAUACGGUUGGCCCUACUACCAGCAGUUCGCGACGCCGAUGGGGCAGGCCGGCUUCUCGGCAUGGACUCCUCAUGGCUAUCCCGGAACGCCGUGGCAAAACUACGGUAAGUGCGAGGCCGAAUCGUCUUUCGUCCGCCUUCUGCGGACAUUUGUUCCUUCCCUUCUCUUGACGACCACGAAAUGGGCAAAAACCUGCGGGAAGCCGGGCUUCAGCCUUCUGAAGCCGAUUUGAUACGCUUUGUGAAGUCAUUAUGCGAAAACAGAUUCAUUGUCUUCGUCUUAAACGACUUCCACACAGCAAAAACAUUAAUUUGUAAUCAGAAUCCCCAAUAAGGCUUAUUGUAGACACAUUACAGUCGGUGUGAAACUACAUUACGCUGUAGAUUUGCAUAAAUUAAUUUAAUAAGACCGUCUUUCUAAAAGCAAUACUAACAUAACUACAAUCUUAUGUGCACUAUUUCUUUUCAGCACAGAGCAAAAAAGGCCGACAAACUUAUCAAAGGUACCAGACGACGAUACUCGAGUCCAAGUUCCAGCAGAAUUCUUACGUGAGUAAGAAGCAGCGUGAAGAACUCAGAAACCAGACCGGUCUCUCCGACCGUCAGAUCAAGAUCUGGUUCCAGAAUCGGCGGAUGAAAGCGAAGAAGGAAAAGCACCGUGUAGACGAGCAGACCGUAGAACACCAAAGCAUCGCCCUGCCCAGUAGUACGUCCAAAUCCUUAAAUAGUACUUUACAAGCUCGAGUAGGGAACGGUCUUCACAAUGGUAUGAACCUGGCCGGCCAUCAGCUAGACCUCGGCAUCGUGGACCAAGAUGACAAGAAGAGUCUGUCGAAUUCGAUGUCACCAGUCGGAGGGCCGAUGUGGCCCAUGUCGACGAUGGGAAUGCACGCGGCCAUGACCGGGAUGCAGCCUCUGCCCGGCGACAACAUGACCUGGAACCCGAACAACCUGAUGUUGUCGCAGAACAACUUUGUGGCCCCACAUCAAAGUGGCCUGGCCCACAUUAACCCUUACAACUGUCAAAGCUUCAACCCCUACUCGGAAACUACUUAA
Bursaphelenchus okinawaensis is the source of this 2218-nucleotide messenger RNA. The record is from the annotation of a GenBank genome assembly. NCBI's taxonomy places the organism in Eukaryota, Metazoa, Nematoda, Chromadorea, Rhabditida, Aphelenchoididae.